Molecule: messenger RNA, 1038 nt
Organism: Bipolaris sorokiniana ND90Pr
Lineage: Eukaryota; Fungi; Ascomycota; Dothideomycetes; Pleosporales; Pleosporaceae
Exons: 2
Coding region: 1-1038 (345 amino acids)
Source: RefSeq, a predicted model, not a curated record
AUGACCCGAAUCACGGGUUUCCUGUACAGCCACUUCUUUAGGACGCCACCGUAUCCCAAGGGAAACUUCAGCGGAAAAAUUACCAUUGUCACGGGUAGCAACGUCGGUCUUGGAAAGGAAGCAACGCGACACUACGCGCGAAUGGGCGCUAGCAGGCUCAUUCUCGCAGUGCGCCGUGUCGACAAGGGCAGAGAAGCGAGUGAUGACAUUGUGCGUACAACGGGACAUAAGAACACCGAGGUUUGGGAGCUUGAUAUGAGCGACUAUAGCAGCGUAAAGUCGUUUGUGAACCGCGCUGGAGCCGAGCUAGAGCGUAUCGACAUCUUUAUUGCUAACGCCGGUGUGGUCCGCUCUGAGUACUAUGAAGUUAAUAGGCACGAAGAAGGCAUAGCUGUCAACCUCGUCGCCACAACACUGCUGAUUGCUAAUAUGAUGCCUAAGAUGUGUGAUACAGCUACCCGGUUCAAUACUCGACCCACGUUCACCAUUACGGGGUCUGCCGCCUACGACCAUACGACCUUUUCCCAGAGCUCCGCCCCUGAUGGCCAGAUUCUGACUGCGCUGUCAGAUAGAGAGACAUGCAAGAAAUACUGGUCACAACAGUAUCCUAUAUCUAAGCUCAUACAGCUGCUAACUGUGCGCGCCAUUGCUGACCAUCAUCCAGCUAGCGAGUUUCCUGUUACCAUCAACAUUGUCAACCCAGGCUUGUGCUGGUCAACGCUGACAUGUGAUGUUACAGGCUGGGGGUUUUGGUUCUUCGGGCUGCUUGUGGCACGCUCGACAGAGGUGGCCAGUAGAACACUGGUGCACGCAGGUUCUUCGGGCAUGGAGACGCAUGGCAAGUAUCUAAACAACUGCAUGAUCGAGGAACCGAGUCCGCUGGUGACAGAUGCAGCGUGUAAAGAGGAGCGGGAGCGCAUUGUGGCUGAGAUUCUCAAGGAGAUUAAAUUCAUUCAGCCCGGUGUCUCAAGGAAUUCCCCAAUUUGUUUGAGCGGUAACAUUCGUGAGCGAGGAUUCAUACCCAGUGCGCAUAUAUAG